Eubalaena glacialis (North Atlantic right whale) is the source of this 1478-nucleotide messenger RNA. RefSeq names its product chromosome 18 C16orf74 homolog (gene CLMB). The transcript is spliced from 5 exons. Bases 249 to 470 code for a protein of 73 amino acids. Lineage: Eukaryota; Metazoa; Chordata; Mammalia; Artiodactyla; Balaenidae. The record is from RefSeq and is a predicted model, not a curated record.
GCGGCGGCUGCCGCGAGCGCCGGCCGGGGCGGAGUGGGUCUCCAGCGCGCUACCCGGCCCGGGCCAGGACCCCCGCUGCUCUCUCUUAAGGCUUGUCGCCGCGGCCCCUCGAGCCCGGCCGCCGCCGCCAGCGGCGCCGGGGCGGGCCCCACAGUGAGCCCACCAGGAAGCGAUGAGGACACAGAAGCUUGUAAAGAUAAAGUGACUGAUACAGGGUCACGCACGGGGCCGGCUGCAGAGGCACCGACAUGGGGCUGAAGCUGACCUGCCUGAAAGGCCUAAAAAUGUGUGUCAGCAGCAGCCAUGAUGAGGCCCCCGUCCUGAGCGACAAGCACCUGGAUGUGCCCAACAUCAUCAUCACCCCGCCGACCCCCACGGGCGUGAUCCUGCCGAGGGACUCCCGGAGGGCAGUCUGGCUGGAGGAGACGGGGUCGUGCCCGGAGGAUGGAGAAACAGACCCUGAGGCCUGAGGAGAAGGCACGCGUGGGUCGGGGAUUUGCCUGCACUGGCUCCUGCUCUGGCUGCCCUUCGCUUGGCGUGUCCCGGGGUGCCUGGGACAGAUGUGCUGAGAACGCUGGCUGGGAAGACAGAGCGAUUCUGGUGCUGGACCAGCAGAGGCGUGGUGAGAGGAGAGAGGAAUCGGCCCUGGCCUCGUCCAGAACGACAUUUCCCAGCCCCCGUUGCGUGGACCGGACCUCUGAUGCCUACAUAUUCUUGCCGACCCCGGGGCCCAGUGAUGCCAUCAGGGUACCAGGGAGAGGCUUUCUUCUAGACGGACUCCCAGCGGCCUGGGCCAUGCAGACGGGUGCCCAGGAGGUCCGCACAUACAAGGACUUCUUGCAAAGGACUGGCUUCAUUUUUUACAAGUUGUCUUACAGACAUUGAAACAGUCCAAAAAGUGAUUUAUAAUUUCUUUUUUGCACUGUAAGUAAAGAUCCCAUGUAACGAGCAGUGGACCCUGCUUCUUGGGCGGGCAGAGAAGGUGGUGCACACCGGGGUACACAGGUAGGCUUCAGAGAAUCACUUAUCAUGGAGGGGCUGGUCCGGCUGGUGAUGGGUCUUUGGAUGGUCUUGGUCCCUUGAUUUGCAGAGUGUCCUGUGCCUCCUCAUUCUGUGGCCAGCAGCUACCAGAGUGCGUUCUUGUGACAGACGCACAGAGCACAAGCCAGGCCGUGCGAGAGCAUUCUCAGCUUCGGCGCGUGGGCCAAGCAAGUCACACGGCCAAACGCCACAUGGGUGAGCUGGACGGUCCCAUGGCACAGGAAGGGAUGGACAUGUCUAUUAAAGGGAGGGAGAGACGGGCUGGGAAUAAUAAUCCAGUCUCCCGGCGUAGACACUAUUAUUAUCCCCAUUUUACAGAUGGGGCACUUGAGGAACCUAGAGGCUUAGAUCCCUUGCCCAAGGCCAUCAGAUAGUAAGAAUUUGAACCCAGACCCCAUACUCUUUUCUUUUUUAAUAUAAAUUUAUUUAUUUAUUUA